AUGAUUAAACGUGGAACUAUGGAGGCUGGGCAAAAAUGUUUUAGUACAACACCUCUGCAUAACCACAUCAAAAUAAAUCAUCCAAAAGAAUAUCAUAUAGAACGAAAUAAAAAUGAACAGAAAAAAAAAGCUCAUGCUGUCAAUAAAAUUACACCAGAAUUUUUUUCAACUAGUACUACAGUAAAAAAAGAGACUGUUUUGGAAACUUCUAUACAAACUUCAAUAGAUGAAUAUUUAAAGUCACAAAAGGUAUGGAGCAUUAAUGACUCUAGGUCGCAAACUAUUCAUCGUAAAAUUGGGUUGAUGAUGGCCUUAGACAACCAGCCAUUUACUUUAGUUGAAGAUACAGGUUUUAAUAACUUAAUGAACCAUUUAGAACCCAGAUAUUGCAUGCCAAGUAGAAAUUUUUUUUCUAAAACAAUAAUACCUCAACUUUACAUGGAGUUAAAUAAUAAAAUUUCUGAUAAAUUAAUAAAAACAGAUUACAUAAGCUUUUCUUCAGAUAUAUGGACAUGCCCAAUUUCUCAUGAAUCAUUUAUUUCAUUGUCUAGCCACUCCAUCGAUAAAGAUUUUAACAGAUUUGAUGUGGUAUUACAUGCUUCUCAUUUUCCUGAAAGCCAUACUGGAAUAAACAUAUCUAAAAAGUUAGAAAGUAUGUGGGAUAGCUGGAAAAUUCAAGCUGAAAGACAACAUAUUCUUGUAAGAGAUAGUGCAAGCAACAUGAUAAGUGGGAAUAAUCUAGCUGAAAUUCCCGCAAUCCAUUGUACUAUUCAUUUACUUCAAUUAGUUGUUUCAGAUUCAAUAAGUGAAAAUAUUGUAAUUGAUGUUCUUUCAAAAUGUUGUCGACUUGUAACUCAUUUUAACCAUUCAUCUCUAGCAUGUAACAACUUUAAACAAAUUCAGCUGCAACAAAAUCUCGACCCUCUUUGUCUUGUUCAAGAUGUCCCAACAAGAUGA
This is a messenger RNA of Hydra vulgaris (swiftwater hydra), 957 nucleotides long. Its product is annotated as zinc finger BED domain-containing protein 4-like. The record is from RefSeq and is a predicted model, not a curated record. Gene Ontology annotation, molecular function: DNA binding. Lineage: Eukaryota; Metazoa; Cnidaria; Hydrozoa; Anthoathecata; Hydridae.